AUGCUGCUCGCCAACCGGACACAGCGAAGCAUCGCCGACCGCGUCCUGCCAUUCCGCUGGACGAUCAAGGACUUCGCUUUCGAGGGCGAUUCCCUCGUGCUGCGGCCCUGGCAAUACUUCGUCUCGGGCGGCGAACAGAACCGUCUGCUGGCCGAUCUGAAGGCGAAGAACGAGAAGUAUCCGCUUCAUCUGAAGAGUCUCAAGGCGAAGAACGAGAAGUAUCCGCUUCAUCUGAAGAGUCUCAAGGCGAAGAACGAGAAGUAUCCGCUUCAUCUGAAGAGUCUGAAGGCGAAGAACGAGAAGUAUCCGCUUCAUCUGAAGAGUCUGAAGGCGAAGAACGAGAAGUAUCCGCUUCAUCUGACUAGACCUAAGGAUAAGAACGAGAAGUAUCCGCUUCAUCUGAAGAGUCUGAAGGCGAAGAACAAGAAGUAUCCGCUUCUUCUGAAGAGUCUGAAGGCGAAGAACAGGAAGUAUCCGCUUCAUCUGAAGAGCGAAGAGCAGGAAGAACCCGCUUCAUCUGAAGUAACUGCAGCGGAAGGCGACUCGGAAGCAGGAGGCCUUUGUUCGUCCGGCAGGCUGUGCGUGCACGAGCAGGCGGAGCAAGAGGCCCCCAAGCCGAAGAGGCGCCUGCCAUUGAAGCUGAUUCUGGAUACCCUCAUCUGCCGCGAACCGCUGAUCGAGGCCCACGUCGGCGAGGCCUUCGAGUCUCUCUACCUGUGGGACGUGGCGCUGGUUCUGUUCGCGCUGCAGGAGUACGAGGGCGUGUGCCUCAGGACGCACGACGUGGGGGAGCUCAGACGGCGCUUUGCGGACGAGGCAGACAGCGUGCUCUUGUCUACGUCCCUCGAUAUCCUGGAACUCCUGCAGAACAAGAGAAGGCCGAAGCCAAAGCCCGAACCCACAUGGGUACAGAAAACCAAGAAGGCCAGCAAAGUACCCGAGUUGCAGUUGACCCUCGACAGCACCUACGGCUUCGUGGUGCUCCAGGGCGACCACCACACCAUCGCCCGCGGCACAAUACAGAACUACGAGAUCGUUUUCGACAAGUACGUCGCAAUCGCCAACAAGCACGGCCACGGAGGCCAGUCCCAGAACCGGUUCAUGCGCCUGGCCGAGCAGAGCAGACUGCUGCACCUUAAGAUCAUCUUCGAGCGCAUGGCUGAGAUCUUCCUCGACGAGGAGAACAAGUGCCUGGUGGAGAAGGUGAUCGUCGCCGGCCCGGGGCCCAUGAAGCUGCAGCUGCUGGAGCACUUGCCCAAGAGGUGGGUGGAGAUCAUUGACCCGAACCUCAUCACCAUCGACCACAUCGGCCUGGUGGGAAUGCAACAACUGGCGGAGAUUCUGACGGAGAGGUGCAAGGGCAUAUCAAAGGCCGAGGAUCAGCGGCAGAGGCAGAGAGAUCGGAAGGAGGGGCGGAAGGACGUGAAGGGGCAGCAGCGCGGGGGCGGCAGGAAGGGGCGCCAAAACGACUCCUCGAGGAAUAGCACUAACGAGAGUUGGAGGAACAGAACCAAAGGAAAGAGAACUAGAGGGGAAAUCGAUGAUGACAAUGGCAGAGCACCUCUC
Penaeus monodon (black tiger shrimp) is the source of this 1566-nucleotide messenger RNA. RefSeq lists its product as uncharacterized. NCBI's taxonomy places the organism in Eukaryota, Metazoa, Arthropoda, Malacostraca, Decapoda, Penaeidae. Gene Ontology annotation, cellular component: translation release factor complex; cytosol. Gene Ontology annotation, molecular function: sequence-specific mRNA binding; translation release factor activity, codon specific. The record is from RefSeq and is a predicted model, not a curated record. Gene Ontology annotation, biological process: translational termination.